ACAAAAAGUAUGGCUGCUAAAACAGCAUUUAGAAGAAUAAUAUUAAAUUUUAGUGGAAGAAUUAGGAGCCACAGUAAUAGAAAAUUAAGCAAUUUAGUUGUUCAAAAUAAGGAGAAGCUUUAUUAUGUUACUGCUAGUAUGGGAGCAACGAUUACAUUAAUGAUAUUUAGUGACAGGCUGCAAAAAUUUGGUACUAAGAGAGACAUUGGGGUAGUUCGAGCUAAUCAACAGUCUAAGUCUGGUAAAGAUGAAGAUAUGCAGAUGUCUCAGUUGACUCAGAGAGAACGAAGAUUUAUAAAAUUUGCUUCAGUUGAGUAUGAUGGGCAGUUGUAUAUGACACCUCAAGAUUUUCUUGAUUCAGUGACUGAAACAGAUCCACGGGCUCGCCUGAAAAGAAAAGUAUUAUCAAAGAAAGAACUUCAUUCUCUGUAUGAUAGCACUCCUGCAAGACGUAAAGGCAGCACAAAUCUUUUUCGUUCUUUACAUGAUAAGGGCAUUAUAUCAUAUACAGAAUACUUAUUUUUGCUUUCUGUACUUACAAAGCCUCAGUCAGGAUUCCGCAUUGCAUUUAAUAUGUUUGAUACGGAUGGCAAUCAGAGAGUGGAUAAAAAAGAAUUUCUUGUGGUUCUUCAUCUUUUAGUAAAGUCUUUUUUUAAAAAGACAUCAGAAAAUUUGGGACUUUAUUCAGGUGUACCAACUGAAGUUCUUGAGAAAAUCUUUAGCACUGUAGCAAGAAAAGGAAAUAUGUUGCGAAGAAAAGAUAGAUCAAACUGUGAUGAAGACUCCGAAUUCGAUACUGUUGAUACAACAUUAUUAAUUCAUUUGUUUGGGAAGAAAGGCAAUGAAGAUCUUAGUUAUGAUGAUUUUUAUAGGUUUAUGGAUAAUCUUCAGACAGAGGUGCUAGAAUUGGAAUUUACAGAGUUUUCUAGAGGUAUGCCCACUAUAUCCGAAGUUGAUUUUGCUCGAAUCCUGUUACGAUACACCCUAGUCCACAGUAGUGAUUAUGAAGCUUAUAUUGAAAGAGUACAUGAAAGAAUUCCCGAUGAAAAGGGAAUCUCAUUUGCCCAGUUCAAAGCUUUCUGUCAGUUCCUGAAUAAUUUAGAUGAUUUUUCUAUAGCCAUGAGAAUGUUCACAUUUGCAAAUCGACCUAUUUCCCAAGAGGAAUUUCAUCGUGCAGUUGCUAUUUGUACUGGGCACAGUUUAGAUGCAAAUUUAGUGAAUGCUGUAUUUCAAAUCUUUGACGAAGAUGGUGAUGGACAACUAUCUUACAAAGAGUUCAUUGCUAUUAUGAGAGAUAGACUUCAUCGAGGAUUUAAGUCACAUCUUGUCAAAACUGAAGGAUGGGAAGCUUUCAAGUCAUGCAUCAAAACAGAAAUGAGAAAUUAAGUGAAAGAUUUGGACUACAAAUUUUAAUGAAAUAACUAGUUUGGAGUGUUUCAAGUUUGGUUUGAACAUACUUCAGAUAAAUAUAGUAGCUGAUAAAGUAUGAAGUAAAAUAAGGUUGAUUAGCUUUUUCCCUCAUGCAUUUAAACAUUACUUUUUAAAUUUAAAAUUGUAUGAAAUAGUUAAAUGUUUCAAUAUUUAUAAAGAAACAAAAAAUAUUCUAGCCAAGCUAAAAUAUACUAACCAAGCAUUAUGAAAGUUGUGAUAUUAAAUAAUGAACACAUUAUCAAUGUAAAUAAAUUGAAAACAUAUGAAAGUAAAUCAUUUAGUGUUUUUACUAACUAGUUAAUAGAUUGUAUUUUGUGGCUUAAAAAAGAUAAUAAGAAUUGUUUAUUGUGUUACAAGGGGAGUCAGAAAAUUAGUUUCCCCUGCUGACUGUGGUCAGAGUUUUGUAUGAAAGUCAAAAAAUGCUGUGAGACAUUAAAGAUAAGACACAUCUUUAAUUUUCCUCUUAAAUACCGAUGACAUUGAAACAUCUUACUACUUGAUAAGCAUCAAAGAGCCCUUCAAGAAAGCUUAGGGCUUUGCAUAUGGAAGAGUUGUUAACAACUUGUUUGACUUCAGCAUUGCUUCCAAGGUGCCUUCCGCCGAGAUUCAUCUUCAAUGUUGGAAACAGAUAGUGUGAGAGCUCACUUAGUGUGAGAUCAGGACUGCAUGGCGGAUGGUGUUCCCAACCAAGAGUCAGAAUAUGGUUUUGCUUUACUGUUGCCGAGUAUGGCCUUGCAUUGUCAUCCAAAAUUAGAAUGUCACACCAUAUCUCCAAAUUGCCUUUUUCAAUUUCAACAGGGUCAAAGUACCAUGCAUGCAAAUAUGACUCUUAUUUCUCUAACCACUUUUUAAACAAGGUAUGAUGAAAUUUAUUUUACAUUGUGCUAAAAUGUACUAAAUUAAGAUAUUAAAAGUUUCAAAUAACUAAAAACUCUCGUAUUUAAUAUUAAUCACCUCACUUAAUGCAUCUCUGCAACAAAAAUAUUAAUAUAAUUUUCAUUGAAAAUAAUUAUAUGCUAGACAGUAAUGAGCAAUAACUUUUCUAUUCUUUCAAGUGCCUUAAUGCAACAAAAGAAAUGCUACUCCUUGUAAAAGAGAGAAAUAAAAAUUCUAUCUAUAUGAGCAAAAGCUUUUUUAUCUCCCUCAACGUUUAAUGCAAUUGAAUCUUUCUGAUAUUUGUUGAGACUCCACAACACCUAAAUGUCCAAUAUUUGCUCGAUAUUUUUGUUAAAGACAGAGAGAAAGAGAAAGGUACAAACCCUCCCCCCUCUCCUUUUUUUCCUAUUUCAACAUUAAUAACAAAAUCAGUACAAAAUUUCAACGCUUACAGUGAAACCCCCAUUUUACAUUUCUUAAGAGACAGGGUAAAAAAAUUUUAAAUACUGGAAAUAUGUAGAAAGCGAAAAUCA
Molecule: messenger RNA, 2840 nt
Organism: Uloborus diversus
Lineage: Eukaryota; Metazoa; Arthropoda; Arachnida; Araneae; Uloboridae
Gene: MICU3
Product: calcium uptake protein 3, mitochondrial-like
Exons: 12
Coding region: 10-1386 (458 amino acids)
Biological process (GO): mitochondrial calcium ion homeostasis; calcium import into the mitochondrion
Cellular component (GO): uniplex complex
Molecular function (GO): calcium ion binding
Source: RefSeq, a predicted model, not a curated record